CACCACCCACCCAAUUUUCCUAUAAAUGUCAACUUAGUGCUUACAUUCCACCCACCCUCGUUCAUACUCUCAUUCUCUGCUACACCGUUCAGUUUAGAAAGUUCAAAGAUGGCAGAGACAUUUCUGUUUACCUCCGAGUCCGUGAACGAGGGACACCCAGACAAGCUCUGCGACCAAAUCUCCGAUGCUGUUCUUGACGCCUGCCUUGAGCAAGAUCCAGAGAGCAAGGUUGCUUGUGAGACAUGCACCAAAACCAACUUGGUCAUGGUCUUCGGAGAAAUCACCACCAAGGCCAACGUUGACUACGAGAAGAUCGUGCGUGACACCUGCAGGAACAUCGGCUUCAUCUCAGACGAUGUGGGACUUGAUGCCGACAACUGCAAGGUCCUUGUGAACAUUGAGCAGCAGAGUCCUGAUAUUGCCCAGGGCGUGCAUGGCCACCUCACCAAAAGACCUGAAGAAAUCGGUGCCGGCGACCAGGGUCACAUGUUCGGCUAUGCCACCGACGAGACCCCUGAAUUGAUGCCCUUGAGCCACGUCCUCGCAACCAAACUCGGGGCUCGUCUCACUGAGGUUCGGAAGAACGGUACCUGCCCUUGGCUCAGACCUGAUGGCAAGACCCAAGUGACUGUUGAGUAUUACAAUGACAAGGGUGCCAUGGUUCCAGUUCGUGUCCACACCGUGCUCAUCUCUACACAACAUGAUGAGACUGUCACCAACGAUGAAAUUGCUGCUGAUCUGAAAGAGCACGUGAUCAAGCCCGUGAUUCCCGAGAAGUACCUUGAUGAGAAGACCAUUUUCCACUUGAACCCCUCUGGCCGUUUUGUGAUCGGUGGUCCUCACGGUGACGCCGGUCUGACCGGGAGGAAGAUCAUCAUCGAUACCUACGGAGGAUGGGGUGCUCAUGGCGGUGGUGCCUUCUCUGGGAAGGACCCCACGAAGGUUGAUAGGAGUGGUGCUUACAUUGUGAGGCAGGCUGCUAAGAGCAUUGUGGCGAGUGGACUUGCGAGAAGAUGCAUUGUGCAAGUGUCUUAUGCAAUUGGUGUGCCUGAGCCUUUGUCUGUUUUCGUUGAUACCUACGGAACUGGGAAGAUCCCUGACAAGGAGAUCCUGGAGAUUGUGAAGGAGAACUUUGACUUCAGGCCUGGUAUGAUUUCCAUCAACCUUGAUCUGAAGAGGGGUGGGAAUAGCCGGUUCUUGAAGACUGCUGCAUAUGGUCACUUUGGCAGAGAGGACGCUGAUUUCACAUGGGAAGUGGUUAAGCCCCUCAAGUGGGAAAAGGCCUAAGCAAUUCAUUCCACUGCACUGCUUUGUGCUGGGUGUUUUUCAGGGUUGCCCUUGUAGUUUCUAGUAUUCGUAAACUAUUCGUGUCUACUGUUCUGUGUUUCUCUUUCCCUCCUUUUGUUUCUUCUAUGUCUUCAUUUGUAUUUUUUUCUUUACAUUAUCAGUUAAGGAACGUUCAUUUGUAUUUUUGUCUUCAUUUGUAUUUUUUUUUCUAGUAUCAGGUUUCUUCAUUUGUACCUCUUUUGUGCCCCUAGCCAUUGUAUCUCUUCAUAUGCUAACAUUGAAAAGAGCAUUCGAGUGAGUGAAUUUAUGGAUUGUAAUGCUUCUCUCUGAGUG
Vigna umbellata (rice bean) is the source of this 1620-nucleotide messenger RNA. Its product is annotated as S-adenosylmethionine synthase-like. Gene Ontology annotation, biological process: S-adenosylmethionine biosynthetic process. Gene Ontology annotation, molecular function: methionine adenosyltransferase activity; ATP binding. Lineage: Eukaryota; Viridiplantae; Streptophyta; Magnoliopsida; Fabales; Fabaceae. The record is from RefSeq and is a predicted model, not a curated record.